This is a messenger RNA of Rangifer tarandus platyrhynchus (Svalbard reindeer), 312 nucleotides long. Lineage: Eukaryota; Metazoa; Chordata; Mammalia; Artiodactyla; Cervidae. The record is from the annotation of a GenBank genome assembly.
AUGGUAGGGAGAAUUCUCUCCCUCAAAAUGAAAAUAGUCUAUCCCCUCAGGGCACCUGUUAGACCUAGCCCACCUCAUACUCAAUCAGGGGGCCACUGCCCUAAUAAUGGGGGGCAAAAAAACAAAAAUACAAACCAAGAGGGAGGUAACGUGAACCAACCACUACUCAAAACUGUUUCCAAUUCUUCCUCCUCUAACCAGGAGAAAAGGCCAGAAAGGAAACAGCAGUGUCACAAUCUGAGCUCCCUCUCUGAAGUAAGAGUGGACCAUAACCUUAAGUUGAGCCUGUUUCCCAGACAUUAUUGUAGGUAG